Dictyostelium purpureum is the source of this 588-nucleotide messenger RNA. RefSeq lists its product as uncharacterized. NCBI's taxonomy places the organism in Eukaryota, Evosea, Eumycetozoa, Dictyosteliales, Dictyosteliaceae. The record is from RefSeq and is a predicted model, not a curated record. The coding region runs from base 1 to 588 and encodes 195 amino acids. The transcript has a single exon.
AUGUCAGAUGCAGAUAAGAGAGCAAAAUUAGAAGCAUUAGCAAAUAAAAAGAGACAACAAAAUGAAGUAUUAGAAAAGAAAGAUACAAAAAGAGUUGCUGUUGGAGGAGACAAGAAACCAACUAGUACAAUUCCAAAAAAAGCACCAGCAGGUAAAGGUGGUUCAAUUUCAUUAAAUGCUAAAAACUAUAGAGAUGAGGAAGAAGAAUCAGGAUCAGAUUUAGAUAGCUAUGAAGAUGAUGGUUUUGUAGUUAAUGAUUCAGAUGCCAGCGAUUCAGAUUCUGAAAGUGAUGUUUCAAGCGAACCUGAAUCAGACAGCAGCGAAGAAGAUAGAAAGAAAAAGAAAAAGAGUGCACCAGUUAAAAAAUCAGCACCACCACCAAAAAAAGCAGCACCAAAGAAAAAGAGUAAGGGAUCAGAUUCUGAGGAUGAUGAAAGUUCAAGCGAAGAAGAAAAAGAAUCAUUUAAAUUCUCCAAAUCAGACUUUGCCAAUUUACCAAGAUUAGGUUCAAGAAGAAGUACAGCUUUUGUUGUUUCUGCUCCACCACCAGGUUUAGAUGACGACGAUGACGAAGAUGCUUCAGAAUAA